AUGUCUCGCAAUAUUCAAGAAUACAUUCUUUUUCAAAAACAAGGCUAUCAGUGUUCAACUUGCCACCAAAACUUACAAGGUAAAUGUGAGAACUGUAAUAACCAAAAUAAGCAAUUAACUGGUGAAUUCAGCAAUUUAAAAGGAAUAAAUGCUUCUAAUAAUCAGUUCACUAACUUAAAUUUCUUAAAUACUUUGCCCAACAAAGAAAAAUUGAAAGGGAUUAAUCUUUUUGGUAAUCAGAUCACAGAGAUAGAUUUCGCCCAAUUAUUUGUGAAUUUUCCUAACUUGGAAAAAAUAAAUUUACAAAAUAAUCCUAUUUCAGCUAAAAACCUGAAUAAUUUAACUAACCAACAAUUCAACAAGUUAGUCCAAGGGAUUAAAGAAAAGAAAAUCAGAAUUGACUCUUUUAAAGGAACUUUAUUAAUGGAUUUUUUGGAAUAUACUCAAAACUUAAUUAAAAAAGGUGAAAAUACCGAAAAUGCUCAUAAAUUACAAACAAUUUUACAAAAUAGUUCAAUUGAAAACAAACAACAGUCCAAUAACUCUAAAAUUCCCUGA
Entrophospora candida is the source of this 558-nucleotide messenger RNA. The record is from the annotation of a GenBank genome assembly. Lineage: Eukaryota; Fungi; Glomeromycota; Glomeromycetes; Entrophosporales; Entrophosporaceae.